AAACCCAGUACCGUUACGAAUUUAAUCGUGCGUGAAAUCCACACAUGAUAAAACUUAAACCAUUAUUUCAGUUGAAAGUUACCAGAAUCAUCUAUCGCCUUGAUACUCGUAUUGUGCAGCUGUUUUUGUAUCCGCUCUUUGAUAGUAAAAAUGGAUGAUGACUGCUACCUUAAAGAAAAUAAUGAUCAUGAUAUUCCUCAGUUGUCGUUGAUGUUUUCUCUUAAGGAAGAGGUUGGAACCCUAGCACGUGCGCUCAAACUCUUUGAGGAUAACAAUGUGAACUUGUUGCACAUCGAGUCCCGUCCGUCCAAGUCUUCAAACAAUGAGUAUGAGUUCCUGGUUACUUGUGAAAAUACUGGCAACAACCUAGCCCCACUUAUCGAGAAACUCAAGGCAAAGACCUCCGCGGUUCAUACACUCGCCCGUCAGCCAUCGAAAGAUGCCAUUUCAUGGUUUCCCCGGCGGAUUAGAGACUUGGAUCGCUUUGCUAACCAGAUCCUGAGCUACGGUCAUGAGCUAAAAAUUGAUCAUCCUGGCUUUACGGAUCCUGUCUACCGUGCUCGUCGUAAGGAAUUUGCUGAUAUUGCUUCCAAAUACAGACAUGGUGAGCCAAUCCCCCGUGUGAAUUAUACGGAGGAUGAGAUCAAAACAUGGACAACAGUGUUUAACAAGUUGACAGAGUUGUACCCCACACAUGCUUGCAGUCAGUACAACCACAUCUUCCCAUUACUUGUCCAGAACUGUGGUUUCAAACCAGGAAAUAUCCCACAGUUACAAGAUGUGUCCAACUUUCUUAAAGAUUGUACUGGAUUCACCCUGCGACCAGUUGCUGGGUUUCUGUCAUCACGUGACUUCCUUGCGGGACUUGCAUUCCGUGUUUUCCACUCGACACAGUACAUCCGUCAUGGGUCAGUUCCUAUGUACACACCAGAGCCGGAUGUAUGCCAUGAGUUAAUGGGUCAUGUUCCGCUCUUUGCUGAUCCUGUGUUUGCCCAGUUUUCUCAGGAGAUUGGUCUAGCUUCACUUGGUUCACCAGAUGAAUAUGUUGAGAAACUUGCAACCUGUUACUUUUUCACUGUUGAAUUUGGACUGUGUCGUCAAAACAAUCAGUUGAAGGCUUACGGAGCUGGAUUGUUGUCAUCAUUCGGAGAACUUCAGUACUGUGUCUCAGAGAAGCCAAAUGUGCUGCCCUUUGAACCAAGCAAGACAGCCGAACAGAAAUACCCACUGACAGAGUUCCAGCCAGUCUACUUUGAGUCAGACAGCUUUGAAGAGGCCAUUGAGAAAAUGAAAACUUUCGCCGCAAGCAUUCCCAGGCCGUUCUCUGUGCACUACAACCCCUACACACAGACAGUGGAAGUGUUGGAUAAAAAGGACAAAUUGAAGGAUUUAGCAACAAACAUCAAAGGAGAGCUGAUCACACUCAUUGACGCAAUCAAUAAGGUCCACUAAGAGGUUAAACCAAAGACAACAACUGCCUUGUUUGCAAUUAUUCUGAGCCAUCAGGACAAUAUUGAUGUUAACAAAGUAGUGACUGGUUGCUUGAGAAAUGUGAAGUUCUCUUUAAUAUAUUUUACUCUAAUCCACACGUUCACAACGAUCAAGUUGUAUAUAAUAUAGUUAAUUUCUACUCACUUUUAUUCAUCAUGUUUCAAGAGGCCGGGAAUCUUUGGAGGAAGUCAAUAGGGAAAUUGUUGGGGGUAAAAUAAAGGGAGAAAGACAAUGUACAAAACAAAGUUAUGAGUUUGAUUAUAUUAUGCGGUAAAGGGAUAUCUUCAGAAAAGACACUACAGCUUAAAAAAAGAAUCAAUAUUGAUUAUAUAUGUUGAAAUUAACAAUCAUAUUAUAUUAUACUAUUUGAUUUAAUUUAACAAAGAUAAUAUUAGCCUUAAAUUAAAAAUGAGAACAAGAAAAUGUUCAUUUUCCAAUUAACAAAUGCAUGCAUUUUUCAUAUUCUUUGCAUAGAUAAUAAAUAGGCUUGUAAUUAAUUUAAAGGAUAUUCAAGUGUUUGUGAAUCAGCUAAAACAUAAAUAUCCUGUAAGGUCCUUUAAAAUAGAAAUCAAUGUUCAAUUGCUUUGGGCUUCCAAGAUUUUAUCAUAAGAUAGUUCUGUACAUCUUCAGAUAUGAAUUUACAUGGUUGCAAAACAUAUUUGGACAUAGAAGGGUAUAACUAAGUUAGCUUUUAAAAAUAUUUUAUAUUAAUCAAUUAUAUUAAUUGAGAAAGAUGGUAUUUAUGUAUGGGAAAUGGAUAGGGCCUAGUAAUUUAAUAACUCUAUGUAUCAUAUAAUUUAUGUUGUUAUUCAAAAAGUUUACUGCGACUAUAUGAUUAGGCCUAAUUAAGGAAUCUUUUCAGUUAAGCAACAGUCUCGCAUGCUUGUCUAUCAGUAUAUCACAACCAAUCAAAUGAUGAAGAGAUCAGGAUGUUUGCAUUUUUACCAGCCAGCUGACAUUAAAUGAUACAGCCAAACACCGGAUUUUAUGAUUACAUUUUAAAAAUUGAACUUUGGUGGAAUAUUGUAUGUACUGAUUAGGUAUAUUGUAUACUAACACCGUAGGCUACUAUUUGGAGUUAUUUAUUGAUUUAUAUAAAGCAUGAUAAUAAAGGUGAAAACAAACUGUAAAGCACAUUGA
This is a messenger RNA of Anneissia japonica, 2631 nucleotides long. Its product is annotated as phenylalanine-4-hydroxylase-like. The transcript has 13 exons. The record is from RefSeq and is a predicted model, not a curated record. Gene Ontology annotation, molecular function: phenylalanine 4-monooxygenase activity; iron ion binding. Bases 151 to 1452 code for a protein of 433 amino acids. Gene Ontology annotation, biological process: L-tyrosine biosynthetic process; L-phenylalanine catabolic process. NCBI's taxonomy places the organism in Eukaryota, Metazoa, Echinodermata, Crinoidea, Comatulida, Comatulidae.